Molecule: messenger RNA, 2181 nt
Organism: Fusarium subglutinans
Lineage: Eukaryota; Fungi; Ascomycota; Sordariomycetes; Hypocreales; Nectriaceae
Product: prolyl-tRNA synthetase
Exons: 11
Coding region: 1-2181 (726 amino acids)
Biological process (GO): prolyl-tRNA aminoacylation
Cellular component (GO): cytoplasm; mitochondrion
Molecular function (GO): ATP binding; proline-tRNA ligase activity
Source: RefSeq, a predicted model, not a curated record
AUGAUUGGAAAAAGGAUUGCUCACAUAGGUGGCUCUUAUAUCCAAAAGGGCCCCCGGGGUGUCCAGCUGCGCGCCUUGUCAGUCACAAGUCUAGCAAAAGCCGACUCGCAACGGUCUACGCUGUCGAGAAUAUGGGUGCCAACCGGGGGUAUUACUGCUAAUGAAGAUGAGUUUGGCCAUGGAAAACUCGUUCGCGGUGGUUUCCUCCGCCAGCUUCUUCCCCUAGGCCUCCGUGUUCAGGACAAGAUAGAAAAGUUGAUCGAUAAACAUAUGCUCUCAGUUGGUGCAUCAAGAUUAUCUCUGUCAACUAUUUCAUCAGAAGAAUUGUGGCGAAAGAGUGGUCGUCUUGAAUCUGUUGCGCCCGAGCUUUUUCGAUUCAAAGAUCGUAAAGAUACUCCGCUGAUAUUGUCGCCUACGCAUGAGGAGGAGAUCACCUUCCUUGUCGCCGGAAUCGUCAAUUCAUACAAGGACCUCCCAAUUCGACUUUACCAGAUCACCCGAAAAUACCGCGAUGAGCGUCGCCCUCGCCACGGCCUUCUGCGCUCACGGGAGUUCCUGAUGAAGGAUCUCUAUACUUUCGACCUCACAACACUUGAGGCUGAGGAAACCUACCGCCAGGUGUCUGCAGCAUACCGCGCCUUCUUUGAUGAGCUAAAACUCCCAUAUUUUGUGGCCGAGGCAAGCUCUGGUGAUAUGGGCGGAGACUUAAGUCAUGAAUAUCACGUGCCAAGUUCUGUCGGAGAAGAUACCGUGGUAAAUUGUGACUCUUGUGGCUAUACUGCUAACGACGAAGUCGCUGCUCUCCGACCCCCCUCUCCGGCAUAUGAUGGUUCAGAGAGCCCUCCGGUGUCUGACUUUCGUGUUUGGCGAGGUAUCUCCAAGGACCGAAAAACCUUGAUCAAUGCUUGGUAUCCUCGAUCAUUGGGGACCGCUGCAGAAAGUGGUCUCAAUCUUCAUGCCCUCAAAUCAGCUGUCCCUGAGCUGGACGUCACCAUUGAGGAUCCCUUGCCACUUUGGGGAGUAUCAUUGGAGAGCGGAGCGGCAAAGGUGAUCAAUGUUGUUGAUGGAAGACUUGUACCGGUAUUUGAAAGAGUUCGCGAUCAGUUACCGUUGUUGCCCAAAGAUCUUCAACCAUACCAAGCUGAGUACUCAACAUUUGGCAGUACAGCCUCUGGUGGCGGGCUGAAUUUGGCACGUAUCACUGAUGGCGAUGCUUGCCCUCGAUGUGGAGAUGGCGCAUUAAAAAUCCAUCGUGCUUUAGAGUGCGGCCACACAUUCCAACUUGGAACUCGCUAUUCAGUACCACUCGAUGCUUGUGUCACCUUACCACGCUCGGGGAUUCCGGCGAGAGCUGCGGAAGAGGGGCUAGUCCCAGGGAGUCGUAUUCCUCUUCAAAUGGGCUGCCAUGGCGUUGGCGUUUCGAGAGUCUUUGGUGCUGUUGCUGAGAUUCUCGCGGACGAGCAAGGACUGAAUUGGCCCCGAGCCAUUGCGCCGUUUGAGGUUACGAUCAUACCUACACCAGACUUAGCCGAAGACUCUCUGAGAAUUUACGACUUGCUUGCCGCAGGCGACUGUUCGCGUAAUGGCUUAGACGUUGUUCUCGAUGAUCGCCAGCGAUCAUUUGUCUGGAAGAUGAAAGAUGCCGAUAUAGUAGGGUUUCCUGUUUUGGUUAUCAUGGGAAGAUCUUACAAAGAGAAUGGAACUUGCGAGAGUUCAUCUCCAAUUUAUUGGAUCGGCUUCAACCUCGAUACGCUAGAGCCCCAGCAGCUUGCCCAAGUCAAGAAGCAGCUUGAUGAAGAGCUCGAGCACUUGACAACGUCAUUCGCACAACUCCAUGCCGCCCAGAACAAGUUUAAAGACUGCCUCCAAUGCGUUAAGAGCCGCGCUGCCGCUCCCGAAGGUUCCAACUCUGUACUGGUUCCUCUCACCAACUCUCUCUACGUUCGUGGUCAGCUCACAGAUGCCGAUACUGUAUUGGUGGAUGUAGGCACUGGAUUCUUGGUUGAAAAGAAACUCAAGUCGGCCGAAAAGUUCUACGAUAGCAAAGUUGAGGAGCUGGGAAAUAACCUGAAAGAUCUCGAGGUUAUUGUCCAACGGAAGCAGACAAACGCACGAACGAUUGAAGAAGUUUUGAGGCAAAAGAUCAUGGCUGGCCAAGGGCAAGGCGAUCAACAGGCCUGA